CUUUAACUAUUUGCAGAAAGCAAGUGAUACUGUCAGCCUAACAGAGAAGACUUUGGGGGUCAAGAAGUAAAGGCUUAUUCAUUUUUAAUACAGUUAGCAGCCAUUAUUUAACCCGUAUCAACAAUACAACUCCGCUUUACAUAGCAAGCAUAUGUAAACUCACGGGUUAUAACGUUAUUUGUAGACAAUGGGACCUGUCAAACUUAGCACAACAACCAUCUGCAGUUCGCAAUGGGUGUCAGGAAAGGAUGCAGAUUCACUUUGGUGAUGGUUGUUUUACAAAAGCAGUCCUUUCUCUACCGCUGAUCCUGGCAGCCCUGGAUGGCGUUCCCUGUCCAGUUCUUUUGCCGGGGGCUUCGCACUGUUGGAUUAGUUCUCCUUUAUUAUGUCUUCUCUAUAGGCAUCACCUUUUAUAACAAAUGGCUGAUGAAGGGCUUCCACUAUCCCCUCUUCAUGACAUUAGUUCACCUCACCAUCAUCUUCUGCCUGUCGACUCUGACGCGACGGGCCAUGCAGUGGUGGACAGGGAAGCCCCGCAUUGUUCUGAGCUGGACAGAUUACAUUUAUAAAGUGGCUCCCACAGCUUUAGCCACAGCACUGGAUAUUGGACUUUCCAAUUGGAGCUUCCUCUUCAUCACCAUUAGCUUGUAUACCAUGACUAAGUCUUCAGCAGUGCUCUUUAUCCUGUUUUUCUCCCUGGCCUUUAAACUAGAGGAGCCGAACCCAUUCCUGAUCCUGGUGGUCCUGCUGAUCUCCAGUGGUCUGUUUAUGUUUACAUAUGAGUCGACCCAGUUCAACCUGGAGGGCUUCAUCAUGGUGCUGCUGGCAUCCUUCAUAGGCGGAAUCCGCUGGACCCUCACUCAGGUCCUCAUGCAGAAAGCAGAGCUGGGCCUUCAGAACCCAAUUGAUGCUAUGUACCACCUACAACCUCUUAUGUUCCUUGGCCUCUUUCCCCUCUUCCUGUAUAAUGAAGGGCUGAGACUCAGUACCUCAGAAAAGUUAUUCCGGGUGACGGAGCUCUCACCUUUCCUGUAUUCAGUCAUCACACUGAGUGUCGGCGGUUUACUGGCCUAUGGUUUAGGCUUCUCAGAGUUCCUGCUGGUCUCUCGAACCUCCAGCCUCACGCUAUCCAUAUCAGGGAUCUUUAAGGAGGUGUGUACUCUGCUUUUGGCAGCAGCUGUGAUGGGAGACAAAAUGAGCAUGCUUAAUUGGCUGGGAUUCGCUGUAUGUCUGUGUGGCAUUUCAUUGCAUGUGGGACUCAAGACGUAUUAUUCCAAAAAUAAGGGACCGUCUUUAAGGCAGCUCAACAGUAAGAGCCCAGAGCUUGAGUUGCCAUUACUGCGGCAGAAGGGAGAUGAAAGGGACGAUUCAGCUGCUGAAUACAAUGACGAAGAUGAGGAACAAGAAAUCACUCUACACUAACAUCCCAGGAUACAGGCCACUGAAGUCUAGACUGUCUUCAUACUGCUCAUUCCUUUACAACUGUUCCAACAGACUGACUGGAUGGUGAUGCCAAAGCUUUAGAGCAUCCAAAAACUGUCAUGUUCUGGACACACUGCCACAAAAACAGGGAGCAGCCUCUUCAGCUCUUUUCUUCCACCAAUCAUGUUUUCGGGCCAGGCCAGGGCCUCAUUGGCUCGCUGUAUAUUAACUGUGGACUUGACACAAGUUACAAUCUUUUGCCUUAGGGGAGCUUAAAAAAUGUAGCUAAUACAUCCAAGUGUCAACAAAGUAUGAUGUAUGGGAAGAGAGAGGGUGUUAAAGGGAUACUAUGACACCUUGAAUUGUAGUGGGUCAUUUUUCUUUGCUAGAUACUUGUCACGCAGGAGGAAUAUCCUCUUACUUUUUAAUAUGUACGUAUGUGUAUUUAUAUAAUAGUAAUAUUUUGUCAAAUGGCACGGGUGCCUACAAAAUAAACUGUUGGGAAACUGAAGGAGAAAUGUAGAAACUAUUUAAUGAGGAUACAAGUGUCUGGUUUUGAAAAAAAAUGACUAUAGUUUAAAGUGUCCCGGUAUCCCUGUAAUGUAGAGUGGGAGCAGUGGUAACAUCAUUUCAGAUUAUCUUAUUUCUUUUCCUUUUUAUUAUGUAGCAUUCUGAUGGUUUUUUUGUUGUUUAUGAACUGGAUGGAUUAAUAUUAGAUGUAAUAUAGAGCCCCAGAUUCCUGUGUCUGCAGAUGGCUUUGCUGCUCUUCCUGUGGGCUAAGUUAACAAAGCUAAUAACAGUGUAAUACAGAUAGAUCAAUGAGCUCGGUAGGACAGCAACUAGCAACUAUCAUUAAUCACAUAAUUUUUUGGUUAAAAAAAAAUCUGAAAACAUGAAAAAGGCCGAUCACAGUUUCCUAAACCCUAAGGUUAUGUCUUCAGAUUGCGUUUGAGUUUUGUCCAACCAACGGUCUAAACCCCAAAGAUAUUCAGGGGCCUUCACAGAAAAUAAAGGAAGCAGCAAACGCU
Epinephelus lanceolatus (giant grouper) is the source of this 2450-nucleotide messenger RNA. RefSeq names its product solute carrier family 35 member H1 (gene slc35h1). Lineage: Eukaryota; Metazoa; Chordata; Actinopteri; Perciformes; Serranidae. The record is from RefSeq and is a predicted model, not a curated record.